Chiloscyllium plagiosum (whitespotted bambooshark) is the source of this 4596-nucleotide messenger RNA. NCBI's taxonomy places the organism in Eukaryota, Metazoa, Chordata, Chondrichthyes, Orectolobiformes, Hemiscylliidae. The record is from RefSeq and is a predicted model, not a curated record.
GGGCACUGAAGUCUGUCGCUGCUGCCGCUGCAUGCGGCAUAUUAAUUUUUUUUGGCUCUGACACUUUCCGAUAUGGAUGGGGGUGGGGAAGAGGUGGAAAGAGAGGGGGAGCUGACGGCAUGUGGGGGAGGGGAGGUACAGCCGGAAGUACAGACCCUGGUGCGCGCGCGCUUUGGCGGAAUCACUUCCGGUAGACGUUGGUUAUGGACGGAAAGGUUUCCAUCUAACCCUUGGAGACGGACAGAAUGGAUACGGCUUGUUCGACGUGAAAACUUCAAGCCAAGCAAACACACCUUCCUUUGCUCGAAACAUUUUGAGCAAACAUGCUUUGACCGGACAGGACAAACUAGGCGCCUGCGAGAAGAUGCUGUCCCUACAAUAUUUGACUUCCCACCACACAUGCAAAAUAAAUUAGUAUCCAGGAAAACCCCUUUGACCUCUGCAGGUAUCAGUAAUCAACAGGACCCAUCCAAGUCUAGCAGUAGUACUGGCACGAGCACUCGGACAACUGGCACAAACACUAGGACUAUUAGUACUAGCACUCGGACUACUGGCACUAGCACCAGCACCAGUCCUUGCACCACCAGCAGUACGGAAGUUUUCCAAGAACAUAGCUAUUGUUUGGCUAAUCCUGUCGUGGCCAAGAGGAAGGUAUUCCAGUUGCAGGAUGAAGUGGACUACCUCCGCCAACAAAUAAGAAUCAGCAGGCAGAGAGAACGUCGAGUGGUCAAGAAAUGGAGAGGCAUCAGCAACCUGCUUGAAGACUUGAAAGAAAGAAACCUGUUGCCUAAGGGCAAAGGAGCAGAACUUGUUCAGUCUGUCUUGACUGAUGAAUCAUUUAAAGGCAGAUGAACUGACUGGACUUUCACAAGUGUAUGGGUACACUGACCAGACGAGGCAGUUCUGCUUCCUUUUACUGUCCAUUUCUUUUGACCCGAAAGCACAGGAGUGAAUAUUUUGAUCAAACCUUUCACCUACCAAACUCUGCAAUGCUUGGAUGCUUUGGUUUAUUGGUGGUUGUUUGCUUCAGCAGUCGAUAUAAAAACAUUUGAGUGAUGCACAUUGCAUUUGUUAGACUUGAAAUGUAGCCAAGUAGUGCAGCAGUUGUUACAGGGGACAUUGGUGUAUGAUUUAGUGACAACAGACAUCUGCUCACAAAGCAUGGCCAGAUUAGAUACUUUCCCUAUCAUGGCAUGCCAGGAAGUAUUGGCCAGUUAACUUGAACAGUGCCAUGACUCUGUUAUUCAGUGGGUCCUAACAAAUUACUAGCCGACUAUGUGCCUUGACACCAGCCUCAGAAGGGCAACCCUCUGCACCAGAAUAAUGUUUUUGUUUCCUAUGUCAAUAGAACUGUGUACUUGCACACACCACAACUUGGAUUGAGACUGCACCUGAGCCAUUUCAUGCAGGCUUUUUACAGCCAGCCAUAAGCAAGAGAAGAAGUGUUUACCCUACUAACUGAAUAGAAUAUCAUCGCUAAUAGGUAUAACCAGAAAUCAGACUCCUACGUCUUUGCAAAUGUUACAGGCAUCUAUACCUCCACCUGAAGGGCCCAAGCAGAUGCAGUCUUCAGAAUCGACUGUGGCGGAUUUUUUAAGAAUUAAAUCCAAAUUUCGUUAUCUGCUGUGGCAUGAUUUCAGCCUGCCCAACUCUCCACCCCCGAAUAUUUCCUGCGUCUCUGGAUUACAAGUACAGUGGUAAUACAAUGAAGCCGUUUCCUGUCUCCCUUAAAAGGGAGUUACUCAGAAACCCACAAAGUUCCAAGGACCUACAAGAGCUCAGCAAGCAGAGGAGCUAUGAUCAUUACAGUUUAUCACCUUUCCUAGAAACUCAAUCAUCUUCCUUUUAAGUCUAAGUGGCUGCUGUGUAAUUUAUUAUACCUGCUGUAAAUAUGAAGUGUAUUGCAGAAGUAAGUGCAGUUGUGCUCAGUAAAAGGCCAUGACACCCAUAAGAAUUUGAAAUAAUGAGGAAAUGUCCCAUCACUGUCAGCAAAACCACAACUGCACAUAGGGAUUUGGGGUGUGGGGGAAAGAAGGUAAUGUCUUUGAACAAUUUAAAAACACAUUUCAGAUUUGUUUAGUUGUCUGCUGUGUGUAUUGCAGUACCAGCAGAACAUAGGUUGCAUAAAUAAAUUAUUUUUAAGAUGUCCUAGCAGAAGAAUGAAUUAAUUUAGCCAAUCAGUAGGAGAGCCAUUCGGAUCUGCAAAGUCUGAGAUUCAAUCCGCAGUCAAUGCUGAAUAUUCCAAUUUUCAACUGAGCUGCAAAAAGGAAGACUAAAAUUGUCAAUGAUACUUUAGCAUGAAAGGAAAAUCAACCAGGUUUGCUGUUCUUGUUCUAGCAAUCAAUAUUGCAAGAGCACAUUUGUGAACACUGGGUGAUGAGACGUUUAAUUUUGACACCCUAUCCCCUGUUCCACUUAAUCUGAAUAACUUGGAUGGCCACCAUUCUGCACUUGAAAAGGUAUAAUAUUUCCUAGUUCAUCCUGCUGGUCAUUUUAAAAGAAGAGUGGGAACAGAUCAAUUGUCGUCAUAAACUGAGUGAAAGAUUGUAAAUAGCACAGGGAGCUUUGGGAAUCUAGCAAAAGGAAAAUAACCUCUUCUUGGGGAAAAUGAUAACAUUUAUCCAGUGCCCUGGCAAUUUGAGGUUCGUGGGUUCAGGGAUAUGGGAACCGGAAUGGAUCAUUCACCCCUUGAGCCUGUUCUGCUGUUCAGUUUGAUGCUAGUUCAUUAGCAUUCUUGACUCCAUCUAUUCAACUUACCAUACCCAACAAAAAGAGUCUAAAUUUUUAAAUUGUGAUUUGGUGAUACCUGCCUCAUCCCACUUGCUUCAGUAGGAGAGUUCCAAGUUCCUCUCUUCUUUCUGAGAGACUGUGCAGGAUCUCCACUGGCCAGCUUGACACAGUGUGUGCUUAACAAAAGCUGCUAAAAUUGGAAUAAGUGCGAGAGACCAUUUGAACCUGUUUAAAAAUAAAAGAAAAUAGUCUUUUGAUUCAGCAUAGAUCUCCCUGGAUUUGUAUGUCUGUCCAUCCUAGUCUCAUCCUUACUCAAAGCGGUUGGAUGGAAGCACAGGAUAUGUAGGAAGAACAAAAAGGAUUACAUUGAAAACUAUAAAAAGUUCUUCGUGCUGAUCAUUUCAAUCCAAAGGAUUUUCCAGAUCAUAGUAAACUUCACAAUGUGAUAAAGAUGUAUAUGUUCAUAAUGUAACUUUAUCUCACAACACUGAGGAAUCAAACAGGGAAUGAUACUGAGAUUGACAAUUUCAGUAGACAGGAUGAGAAAUAGUUGACAAGAAAGCAACAACCAAGCUGCAGAAAUGGAAAAGAAUGAAAGUUAAUGUUGAAAUACAAAUAAGAGAAAUAAGAGUACCUUAAGAAAAUGGAUAAUCAAAACUUUUUUUCACUGCUGAAGAAGACACUUUGUCAAAACCUUUCACCUUGCACUCAUCAGGACGUUUUGCAAGAAUAACAAUUGAAGGGGAACACCCACAAAAAUGUUUUAGAAGCUGGUGCAAUCGGGUUGAUACUGCUAAACUUGUAGGAUGAAAAUCAUACUGGAAGCAUCAGAAAAACAUGAUAAAUGGACUAAUAAUAGUCAGUAGUCCUAUCACAAGUUUUAUGUUGCAUUAACAAAAAUGUUAAUAAUCAAAUCCAAUUUCAAGAUGUUUUAUGGAAUUACUUUCUACCUUGGACAUUAUAUACUUUAUAAUUUACUGUUAUGUUGAUACACUGAGACUAUCCAUAUUACUUGAGACUCAACAUCAUCUUCAAGAAUUCAGUUUGCUUCAUAUGGUAUUGGAGUUCAUUGCCAGCCAACUUGCUCUAUAAGAUCUAUGAAAUGAUGCUUCACAUGUACAUAAGUGUAUCAGUUUAGAUGCUGACUGCCAUUUACACAGACAGUACAUGUGCAUCAGUGUAUAUUCAAAUCAGCUGUUCCAGAAUUUGAAACUUUGCUCCACUCAGUCCUGUUUAUUUCGCAUUCCUCCCCAAUGCUUCACAAUUGAUGGAUGACUUGGCUUGUACCCUCAGAAAAUCCCUUCCUAAACUCCCAAUUCUCCACUUAAAUCUCCUCAAAAAGAAGAAAUCUCUUUUCUAGGCUUUUGGUCAUCCCUUGCACGUCGUGACUCACCAUCUAUUCUCCAUAAAGUGAUGGAUUGCGAGUCGGUGAUAUGAUACCAACUGUAAGUGCUAUCCUACCACUUGUUGCUGCUAUACUGUACAUUGAAAGAAAGGCUAUAUUAAAAAAAACACUACAGUAAAUAAGUGUAAAUGCUCCAGAAGAGCAAAACUUAGUUUUUGGGGUUGCCUGUACCAGAAGCCUAUGAACAGCCUGCAAUGAAUUGUGGAGAUUGGUGAGAUCUUAUUUCUUCAUGGAAGCAGCUAAAAGUUCAAGAAAAACCUGCAGAUUACUUAAAAAGGAGAAAAAGGAAGUUAAAGAGUGUGCAAGUAUAUUCCCUUGGGUGUAAUUGUUUGCAGCUAUAAAUGCAUUUAGAUCUUGGCAUAGCAUUUAAUAUUAAUUUUAUUUUGUUUCUUCAUCGUUGAUGUUCCGAGAACUGUACUAUUGUGACAAAUUCAAUAAAAUGUACUUUUUUCAAAAAAAAA